GAUGAUAUUAUAAAUACCAUGUGUCCCCUUUAAAUCAAUCUAUCAUGAUAAUACUUUUCAGAGGCGUUUUAAUUUAUACAGUCUUUGCAGAAUCAUUGAGAAAGCUGAUAAGAUUACAAAUCUGUGGAAAAUUUCAAGAGACUUUAUCACCCUGCACACAAGGAUUCUCGGCACUACAGGGUAAGUUAUAUUUCGUAAACUCACUGCGGGGUAAGUGCCAGCGCAGAUACUCAUUCCAACCAUAAUGGUUGAAUUGGCAAACACUUGAAGCAAUCAUUUCCUGCUACAGCAAUUCUAAAUUCCGACAAGACUACUCGAGUGUUGAAAGUUGCGAGCUCAACAGCACUAUGCCAUCUUCACCAGCAUUUAAUGAAAGUUUCAGGCACAGAUUGCGUCAGGGACUAAAUCGAUUGCGGCGCAAAUCUAGAGACUCUUCGAGGGAUGCCAAUGUCAAUUCAACGUCGAGAACCCCGACAGAUCCGAAUAGGCUUGCGACUAGUACACAUUCAAGCUUGGAACGUCUAACGUCGCAAGUCAGUUCCAAUUCCCUAAGCCAAGCACAUGAUCUUUCAAAGGAACUACCUACAACCAGAGACGAUACAACUCAAACCCAAAUUGAUCAGAGUACUGCCCUUCCGAGAAUCCAUUCAAGCGGUGUUCAAGAUGACUCCUCUUCCAACCACUUAACGCCUGGCGUUGAAAUCGACUCAGCCAUUGUUUCUUUAGACGUUUGGAGCGCCGCAUACCGUGAAGCAGUAAAUAGUCUUGGGAAAGACAUAGAUUCUACUAUCCUUAAGGGCGAGAAUCUUGCGGAGCUAUUUAAACAACUCGAGACUAUUGACAGAGAGGUGACUCAAGAAUCCGUUUUCUUGAGAGGUGUAAAAUAUUUGCAUUCUCUUCAGGUACCACUGGACAGUUUCAAGCUUGCAUUAGACCUGGCCAGCCCAUUGACGAGUAUUGAACCCACUACCUCGAUGGUCUUUGGUAUUAUCAAAGGCGUAACAGCGAUUGCUAUUAGUAUUUCAAACGCUGAUCUCAAUUUCGCGAAACAAAUCGGGCAAAUGCUAGAACAGCUCUCCUAUAUUGAUGAUUGUGACACUCUUGGUCAAAAAACAAACAAGAUAGAUAUACACAAGGCACUUGUAUUGGUAUAUCAGAAACUUCUAGAGUUCUACGUUACCGCAUUCGAGAUAUUAACUAGAAAAGGAGCAAAACUGGUUAUGAAACUAAUUCUAAAGAACAGCCAUCUACCAGAUAUAGUCAAAGAUUUUUUGGACCAUGCUGACAACCUCCGAAAACUUGUGCAAAAAGCGACAUGGGAGAUUGUUGAGGAUAUUAAAACUAUGCUCUAUGAUUACGAAAUUGGAAGGUGGUUAGGUAGUGAGAAGAUGAGUAGACAAAACCAAUACCAUGUCUCUUUACAGGAGAUUCGAGUCGACGAGGCUUGUAAAUUUUUGCUGGAAGAUAUAAGAUUCAUUGACUGGUGCCGUGCCACCAAUUCCCAACAACUAGUGAUUCUUGGCGAUAUGGGCUGCGGAAAAUCAGUUGCAAUGGCAUAUCUUAUAGAUGAGCUACGCCAACAAAAUGAGCACCAAUUGCCUCAGCCCAAGAUAUUCUACCACUACUGUCGGGAUGAUGAGACUGGUCAGGCUAUUUGUAUCUUCUCGGUUUUGAUUUUAUCCCUUCUUGGACAGUUAUGUGGCUUGAAGAGAACAUUUUUCGAAUGGUAUAAGCAAGCCACGGCUUCCGGAAUCGAGCCAGCGACGAAUUCCAAACAACUAAUCGAAUGGUUGCUAAAAGCCUUAGGAACACUCGAUCGCCCACUUUUCCUUGUGAUCGAUAGUCUAGAUGAGUGCGAUCGAGCUUCCCGGAGAAUUCUUCUCAAGUCGUUGAGAGAUCUGUCUCAAAAAACUCCGAGACUAAAAGUUCUACUCUCUUCACGCCCCGAGGAGGAGAUCCUGCAGCUAUUAAGCGGUAUGGCCAAGAUCAAUUUGAAUUCUGACACUGAGCGAGAUAGAAUCAUUAUUGAAAAAACAGUUGAGAGGCAGUUGUCUUACUUAUCGAAGCCCGUUAAAGUAUUCAUAUCGCAGUCACUAACUCGUUUGGCGCAAGGAAGCGCUAUUUGGACAAAGAUGACAAUUGAGCUCAUAGAAAUCCGCGGAAUCCGGGCGCUUGGUCCGAUGCGAGCUUUCUUGGAAGAAAUACCACAGCCUAAACAGCUUUCAAAGCUUUACGCUAAUCUACUUUCACGAUACACUUUCAAAGAUCCGGAGAAUCAUAAGCUUGCCAUUGCAGCAUUGGAAACCCUCGCCAUCACCCGAAGACCUUUGAGUAUACUAGAACUCGCUUGGGCCGUCCUCGUGAAUACGUAUGAGGAGGAAGAUAUUAGUAUAGAUGUCCUUGCCGAACUCGUAGAUCAUCAGAGAGUAAUCGGCCUAAUUCAGCCAUUCGUUGCUCAAGUUGAUUUCAGCGAUGUCAGAAAGCAUCAAGUUAGACUUGUACACCAGUCGGUAAAAGAGUUCAUUUUCAAGGAAUUGUCCCCAGAUUCGCCUGCUCCAGGAACUUUGGCUAUCUCUACUCAAGGAGGAAUAAAUCAAGUGUUUAUCCAGCAACGUACCGAGAGCCUAGAGGCAGGCAUCAUGAAUACAUGCAUCAAGUAUCUUCUCUUGGAACAUGUCGGCAAUGCUGAUCUAUUCUCUGAAGAGCAAGUGGCAAUCGAAGAGCUGCCUCAAGAUUUUAAUCUACUACUUGAUGACAACAAUGAGUCGAAAGACUACGAUCCUUAUUGUACAUGGGAAACCUGGGAGGAAAACAUGUUACAUUACCUUCCGACUGAACGCGGCUUUGGUGAGCUAUUUGUCUACGCUUCUUGUCAUUGGAUUGAGCAUUUCAGCGCUGUCUCAACCGAAUCUCUAUUACCAAGUCUCGAAAGCAUAGAAAAUCUAUGCCAAGCUGGUUCAACCCGUCUACAUAAUUGGAUCACACAAAACUGUCGUCCGAAAUGCACAAUCAAACCCAGGUUCGUAUUCGACAGUAGUCUUUAUGAUCCCCUCAGUAUCACUUCGCUCUACGGGUCAGAAGAUAUGCUUCGGAUUAUGCUUGAGAGCUCAGACUUCCAAAAAAUCAAAUUCCUCCCCAAUCCAGCUAUAGGUGCUGCAGAGCAAAUUCUUCAAUGGGGUGAUUUGUCCAGACUCAGGCUAUUAAUGAGAAGUAAGAUUGGGUAUCAGAUUCGGAACCUUGACUUUUUUCUGCUCGUCAUGAAACAGUGGUCUAGUAGAAUGGCGCAUAAUAAAUCUCGAAAAGGCUGGGGCGUAGUAUUUGAUCUUGUUGACGAUGUUUCAGAUAUAAUGGUCGAGGAACGAUGGGGCAAUGAACUCUUCCGUAUGGCUGUCAGUAUAGGCUGUAUGCCUAUGAUACAGCGGCUACUAGAUAGAGCUUAUCGAACGGUAGAGCUUAGAUCCGAAUUGUUGAAUAAGCGCGAAUCCCAACAUCAAUUGAUUGCAGAAGCCGUUCUGGGAAAUCACGUGGACGUUUUGGAAUACUUAUUAGCGCAACACGAUAUCAAGGCACACCUUCGAUACCAGAAUUCACAUGGUGAGAAUGUGCUGCAUCUAGCAUCUCGUUUCUGUAAUCCCGCGAUAUUUCGAUGUUUGGUACCUCUUUGCAAGGACAUUGUAUGCCAGAAGGACGAUCAAAACAAUACAGUCUUAAUGCGAAUUAUCAUGAGCCCCUCAGCUGCGCAGAAUCGAAGUGAGUCAGCACGCAUACUGCUAUCAGAAAGUGGAACCGAUGAGAGAGACACUUUUCGGGAUGAGCAGCAAGAAUAUUUAAGGGAAGCGAUGCGACUUGGCGAUAUAGACAUGUGUCACACCUUGAUUCGAGUAGGCAGGAUGAAUCCUCUUCUGGUGGCGAUACACGAUGACAAUGAUCAAAUGACAUUGAAAGAUAAGGCUUCUGGGGAUGAAACAGGCAUAUCAGCAAUGCUAGAAUUACUAUGUGCACAUAGUGAUACAGGAUCGACGUCGACUUAAUGAUUAUCAUCUUUCAAGAUAUACGUUUAUCUGGCUCAGCGUGACGAAAUAAUGCUCGUGACACGC
This is a messenger RNA of Botrytis porri, 4097 nucleotides long. RefSeq lists its product as uncharacterized. The coding region runs from base 348 to 4031 and encodes 1227 amino acids. Lineage: Eukaryota; Fungi; Ascomycota; Leotiomycetes; Helotiales; Sclerotiniaceae. The record is from RefSeq and is a predicted model, not a curated record. The transcript is spliced from 5 exons.